This is a messenger RNA of Leucoraja erinaceus (little skate), 8867 nucleotides long. RefSeq names its product bridge-like lipid transfer protein family member 2. The transcript is spliced from 38 exons. The coding region runs from base 143 to 7168 and encodes 2341 amino acids. NCBI's taxonomy places the organism in Eukaryota, Metazoa, Chordata, Chondrichthyes, Rajiformes, Rajidae. The record is from RefSeq and is a predicted model, not a curated record.
GAUCUGGGCUAAGCCCCGCCCCUGUGUACCAGGCUGGUGUCCGCCUCUGUGUCCCUGGUCCUGCUUCCGGUGGUUGCGCGGCACAUCACGUCCGGCGGCUGGGGUGGGGGUCGCGACCCCUGACCCGCGGGCAGCGGGCACCAUGGUGCUGGUGCUGGUCGUGGUGUCGUUGGCGGCGGGUGCGCUCGCGCUCUUGCUGCUGGGCCGGUGGCUGCUGUCCCGCAUCGUCACUCAUCUCAUCCACAACUGGCUGCACCUCGACCUCAAGAUCGGCUCCGUGGGCUUCCUCUCGCUCCACAACAUCAGCAUCAACAUCUGUGCUCCGUGGACUGUGGAAGUGGACAGAAUCUGGCUCUCCUGUAAGCUGCUGAACCAUGAGUUACCUCACUACCUCGGCCUGUGUGUGGGAGAGGUCCGCUUGCAAGCGGACUUGCAAGCUGCUGCUACGGAUCAAGAGGCAACGGAAGCCGCUCCCAGGGAGAACUCAGGGAAGAAGCACUGGGCCCUCCAACCCUCAAUGUUGCGCCUGGUGUCGCAGCUGCUUACAGUCCACGUGUACUCCAUGAAUGUGAUGGUGCUGAAUGCCGGUAUCCUGGAAUCCCUGUGGCAUGUGGCCGUCUCGAGCUGCAUGUUUGUCUUCUGCUGUAACGGCAGCAGCAUCAAGUGUGAGGGCAGUGUGAGGAAAUUGACCAGCAAAUGGAUAAAGAGCAGCCAGCUGGAGGAUUUCUGCCUGGCGGACGCGUCACUGAGCCUGGCGGUGACUGUGGUCAUCAACCUGGCCAACCUGAAGGCCCUCAACACGGAGCUGACCAUCGAUGGGCUGAAGACCGAGCUCCACGAGGGAUUCUUCACCUCGCACCUGCUCCAGACCACACUUUCGCAGCCCAAGGUGCUGCAGAGUGAGACUGACCUAGUGCAGCAAGGGCCCAGCACCGAUGUGGAAGAAGAUGACAGAGAGGAGGAUGCCCUGGCUUACAGGCCUGCCUUCAUGAAAUACCUGCCGCAGACAGUUACGGUGCAGAUGGAGAACAUGAACGUCACGCUGUCAUUAAACAGCCAGCAGAGGCAUCUACACUGGAGCCUGAAGUCGUUGAAUUUCCACUACAAGCUCGAUGAUCUUUACCGCUCCAUUCAGCAUGCCUUCCUGCCUCCCAUCACCAUCCAGUUGAAUUUCAAAGAUGGACUGCUCCUGUCCCAGAGUCGGCAGCGGAUUGUGACCCUGGCCAACCUCAGCAGUUCCCUGCAGAUCACGGGCAUUGACAUCUCUGCAUCCGUCAUCAUCCACACGUGCAUCGUUCACUAUCGCCACUCAGAGUUUUCACACUGGCACGCCUUGCUGCCGAGCAGCUCCGCAGAGCCAAAAGCUGCAAGAGAAAGGUCCUUACCUCAGCUCAAGGUCCCCAUCAUCCUCAACUGUUCACUGACCAACGUGAGCGGCUCCCUCCAGUUCUUCAAGACACCCACCUUCGCACUGGGUCUCGGCUCCGUAACUGCAGACACCCAGCACCUGAAGGCCCGCAGUUCGCAUUGGCGUGGUAACCUGGCAGUGAGGAACCUUUGGUGGCGAGCGGGUGAUGGGUCACAGGUACUGAGAGCCCCACCUCCAGCCAAGACGCACGUGUGGGGAGAUGUUCUGGUGGUGGAGACGUUCAAUAUGCAGGUAAGAGAGGUGAGGUGGCAUCACACUGGAUGGAGGGUGGGUAACUGGGCCUGUCAUGAGGCAUGUCCCACUGUGCGGCUGAAGUCUGGUGUGUUGUGUGAUUGGGGAACUCUGGGAUCUCAUCUCCAUUUGACUGGUGCCUGGCCAGGCGAGUCCCACUGUGACGGACGCAGGGAAAUGUGUGCUUUGGAGAAUGUCGGCGUCGAGCCCACUGUGACUGCAGUGGGACCAGUGUCCUGUGUGAGUACCACUCGUUGCCGCGCGUGGGAGGGUGCACCCGGCCUCUCACUCUCCCGUCUCUGCCUCCAGGGGAGUUACAGUCAAACCAAGUCUCUCUUGGGCGAUCACGCCGGGAAUCUGCACCUGGACAGCAUGGUGAGCGAGCUGCAGCUGGAGGUCUCGGAGACGGCCGUGGAGUGUCUGUCCAAGGUGCUGGCCCUGAUGCAGGGAGGUGAGCAGGAACCUUUGGCAGAGAGCCCAGACAAUGGGGGAUAUACUACUGCAGAUUUGGACUUCAAGAGUGGACAAAAGGUCCAAUUCUCGAAAGUGGACGUUAAACUGGAACAUAUCACCCUCUUCUUUCUCUCCAGUACAGUAGGUGCCAGCAUUGUACGGAUGAAAUCCUUGUCCAUUAAGAACAACACGGACAGCUUAAUCAGCGAGGUGGAGAAUUUAUCCUUGGUAGUGGAGAAGGACAUAAAGAGCAGCAUACGGCUUCUGUCCAAUGUGGAACCUAUCUCCAAGCAACUCCUCUCUGUGUCCCAGUUCACUGCAGCGUUCUUCAUGCAUGGCUGGUCCUUCGAGCUGAGCUCAAUCCAGGACGUCAGCGUGCAUUGGGACCCUCCCAGACACAUGCUGCUGAACCACCACCUGCAAGAGGCGGCCUUCCUCCAGCGCAGCCUGCGUGCCAACCUGCCGCAGGGCCGGCCAGCGGGGAGCGGUGGCGGCAAGGUCAGAAAGCUCCUCCAUCUGGCGCUGGAGCUGAAGAACCUGGCGGUGAUGGCAAGCCUGGGCCCAGAGCACCAGGUGCAGCUGCGGGCAGAGAACCUAGUGGGCACGACACAGGCCGGGGGCAGGAGCCUGCAGGCCUCCCAGGUGGUGCUCAGCUUCGACGGGCACGACAUCUUCUUGGCCAAGGAGGCCGACGUGCGGGGAGGGGAUGCGGGCGAGCGGGAGGCCCAACUGGGGGCCAAGAACCGGCUGUGGACCCUCCAGCUGUCUAGCCUGGCCGUGGAGUUCCCCUUCCGCUACGACUUCUCCAGCGCCUUUGACCGCUGUGUGACGGUGGUCAAGUGGCUGAAGGCCUUGCACGGGUCGGGCGUCGGUGCCGCCGGGGUCGAGGGGUCAGAGGGGCCGCUGCCCCCUGACCUGUCGCUGCGGGUGGGCCAUUUCUCCAUGGUGCUGCUGGACAGCGUGUUCGAGGUGAAGCUGCGGGACGACUAUGAGCUGAUGAAGGACGAGAGCAAGGAGAGUGCAAAGCGACACAAGCUGCUGGACGCCCGGGUGACCGCUCUGCGCAAGCAGCACGGCGAGCUACUGCCCGCCCGCAAGAUCGAGGAGCUGUACGCCGCCCUGGAGCAGACCAACAUCAACAUGUACGUGCAGCGCUCACAGCGCCUCUACGCCAACACGCCCAUGCGCAAGGCCCUGCUGACCUGGGCCGUCAGCGAGCUGGAGAUCGGCGCCGCCGCAGAUCACUCUGCCCACGGGCACGGACCGGUGCAGGAGGAGAUGCGGAGGCUGGACCGCGUCAGCCCCUUCCCCCUGGACGGCCUGAGGCUGCUCAUCCAGUGGUGCCGGCGCGUGACCUUCAAAGCCAAGGCCUUUCUCGUACGAAUCCGUGACUAUCCUCGGUACCUGUUUGAGAUACGGGACUGGAAGCUUUCGGGGAAACUGAUUGGGGCGGAGGAGGACGGGUGCACCGGUGCCAGGCGCAAGGUGCAACUGCCCCUGGGGGCUCCCUGGGGGGACGUGGUCAUCGAGAGGAACAUGCCCCCUUUGAAAUGGUACCACGACUUUGAGAGCCAGAUCUCCCUCUUCACCAUCGUGUGGGGUCCAUGCUGGGACCCAGCCUGGACACUGAUCGGGCAGGCCAUCGAUCUCCUCACCAAGCCCACCAUUGAUCCCAGCCCCCCUCUCACCUGGUGGGACAAGAGCCGGCUGCUCUUCCACGGGAGCUGGAAGAUGGACAUCGAGCAGGCCAACCUACAUCAGCUCGCCACUGAGGACCCCUACAACACCACGGAGAACAUGCACUGGGAGUGGAGCAAGUUACAUUUCAAAUGGAAGAACUGUGAAUUCAGCUUCGAAGGAGACCUGGAUGUCAAUGUGCGAACAGCAUCAAAGUACGACGACUGCUGUUUCCUUCACCUGCCUAACCUGCGCCUCACCAUUGGCCUGCAGUGGGUCUCCCUCGGGAACCCCUUCGACCACCACAGCGUGGCACUGUGCGCCCCGCACAGCUUGGAAGCCUUGCCGGAGGGAGAGGUGCACGAUUCCUAUAAACUCUUUCGAUCCCUGAACCUCAACCUGUCUGUGAUGAUGAACCUGGAUGCGGCAGGAAAAGGAAGGACAGAGUCGCGCAUGCUGUUGUACAGCAGUACUCUGCGCUGGAUGCAGAAUUUCUGGGCAAUGUGGACGACGGUCUCCAGACCCAUCUGUCGGGGCAAUCUCUUCCAUAAUCUGAAGCCAAGCAAGAAGAAGCUGAGCCAACAUUACAAGCUAGCCUCCUUCAACCCUGUCUUCCCUCAGUUACAGGUUCAUUACUGGGCAUCGUUUGCCCAGCAGCGCGGCAUCGAGCUCCAGUGCUCCCAAGGGUAUGUCUUCACCCGAGGAACCCAGAGGUUCAUUCCCCAGGCAGGGGGCUCGGUGCUGCGACGGCCCAUCUCCGAGUGGAACGUGACGGAGAUGUGCAGCGAGCUGAACCUGGUCACCGUCUACCUGAUGACGUCGGCCGCAGAUGAGAGCACCGAGCAGAGGCUGGACGCACAGGUCACCAAGACCCACCUCCUCAGCCUGUCCUCACUCAGCUAUCAGCGGCAGAGCGGUAGAGUGGAGGAGGAUGUAUCGGUGAAGGAGGAGAGGAGCUACACACACAAGCUGUGCCUGGUUUACCUCCGAGCAUCCUGGACCCCAACCAACCGCACUGUGGCUUUCGGCCUCUACGACGGCUACAAGAAGGCGGCCGUGCUGAAACGCAACCUGUCCACCGAGGCGCUGAAAGGGUUAAAGAUCGACACCAACCUGCAGUCCAAGAAACCCAAGCGCCCGCCCCCGCCACCCCCCACUGUCUCCACUCCAGAGGACAAGAAGACGGAGCUGAAAGCGCAGGAAUCGGCAGGGAGCAGGGCGGCAGGGGGCCUGCGUACACAAGCAGCCAGGGGAGGUGCCUCCAUGCUGCAGAGGCUGAUUGAGGAGACGGACAAGUUUGUGGUUUUCACGGAGGAGGACUCCGGGGUGUGCGACCAGCUGUACGGGAGUGCCGCGUGUCAGACGGACGAUGUGAUCAACCGCAACUGGCUGAUCGAGCUGGUUAACUCCCAGGUGAUGUUGAGAGGUGCAGAGACGGAAGGCUGCGUGUUUGUGAGUGCCGCCAAGGCGCAGCUGCUGCAGUGCCUGCACCACCCAGCCUGGUACAACGACACGCUCAAGCAGAAGACCACAUGGACCUGCCUGUUGGACGGCAUGCAGUACUUUGCCACCAUGGAAACCAACCCUGAGGAGAAGGAGGAGCAGCAGCUGUGGCUGGAGGUCAAAAGCAUCGAAGAGCAUCGGAGCCGGAAUCUGGACUCGGUGGCGGAGCUGAUGGAGAGCGGGCAGGCCGUGGGAGGAAUGGUCAGCACCACCACAGACUGGAAUCUCCCCACUCAAGGCUAUGAGACCCAGCAAGUACAGAGGAUAAUCUCCCGCUGCAGCUGCCGCAUGUUCUACGUCAGCUACAGCCAUGACAUCGAGUCCGAGCUGACAACCCAGAUCAAGCCGCCCGAGGUCCAUGAAGACCAGAAGGAGGACCUGCUGAAGAAGCAGAACGGUGCCGUGGACACAUUCACUCUGAUCCAUCACGACCUGGAGAUCUCCACCAACCCUGUGCAGUACGCCAUGAUCCUGGACAUCGUCAACAACCUGCUCCUACUCGUUGAACCAAAACGCAAAGAGCACAGCGAGCGGAAGCAACGGGUCCGGUUCCAGCUGGAGAUCUCCAGCAACCCGGAGGAGCAGCGCAACAGCAUACUGCACCUGCAGGACGCCGUCAGGAUGCAUGUCACCCGGAUCCGGCAGCUGGAGAAACAGAUCUACCUGAUCGUCAAGUCAUUGCAGGACGACAGUCGGAGCAGCACGUUGCUGAACCAGAGCCAUGACCUGCAGAUCCGCCUGAACCAAGAGAAGACUGAUCUACAGGCCAAGAGCGAGGAGCUCAACAUCCUCAUCAGGUGUUUCAAGGACUUCCAGCUGCAGCGGGCCAACAAGCUGGAGCUUCGCAAGCAGCAGGAGGACGUCAGCGUGGUGCGGCGCACCGAGGUCUACUUCGCCCAGGCCCGCUGGCGCCUGACCGAGGAGGACGGGCAGCUGGCCAUCGCUGAGCUGGAGCUGCAGCGUUUCCUGUAUAGCAAGGUGAAUAAAUCAGACGAUACUGCUGAGCAUCUGUUGGAGCUCGGCUCCUUCACCAUGAACAACCUGCUCCCAAACUCCCUCUACAAGGUGGUGCUACGUCCCCAGAACCCCUCACAGUCUGCCCGCCAGCUCGCCCUCCGGAUCUUCAGCAAGGUCCGGCCCCCGGUGGGAGGGAUCUCUGUGAAGGAGCACUUUGAGGUCAACGUCGUUCCACUGACCAUUCAGCUGACCUACCAGUUCUUCAGGAGGAUGAUGGGCUUCUUCUUCCCGGGCCGCAACGUGGAGGAGGAAGAGACGGGCGCGGACGAGGAGGACAAGUCGAAGCUGGUGACCACAGGGAUCCAGGUCGGUGUGAAGUCUCGGCAGCACAUUCCCGAGGACUCAAUCAGCCUGGGAUCGGGGAAAGGAGUCACAGCAGGAUUAAACAGGAGCUCAGGAGUCCGAAGGUCCUUCCGGAAGCUUCCAGAGCAUCCAGUGGACGAUAUCGAUAAGAUGAAGGAGAGGGCAGCGAUGAACAACUCUUUCAUCUACGUGAAAAUUCCUCAGGUCCCGUUGUGCGUCAGCUACAAGGGUGAGAAGAACAUCGAGGACUGGAAGGACUUCAACUUGGUACUGCCCUGCCUGGAGUACCACAACAACACCUGGACCUGGCUCGACUUCGCCAUGGCCGUCAAGAGGGACAGUCGCAAGGCUCUGCUCGCCCAGGUGAUAAAGGAGAAGCUGCGGCUGAAGCCGGCCUCGGGCAUGGAGUCGCGGAGCCGUAUUACGGAGCCCAAGACGGACGGUAACCUGCAGCAGCAGGAGGAGGACGAGAAAGCCCGGCUGCUGAUCGGCUCCAAGCUGCUUCCCGGAGACAAGUCGUCAAGCAAGAAGUCGCUGUUUGGGAAGCGGAAGUGAGGAGGGAGAUGGAUUCUCACACUCCACGUCCGGACACUCCCAACACCACAGGAGGUAGGGUGGGUCAGACGUUGCACAGCCAGUCACCCCUCUUACCCCACCAGCCUCUGAGCUGCAACCCCAGGCACUUUCACUGUUGUAAAAUUGUGUAAAGAGAAAAUUAUUAUAGACGUUUAAAGAGUAAACUGUGAUGUAAUUAAUAUUUACACAAAGUUGCACUGUUUUGUAACUGUAAAAUUUGUAAUUUACUGAUAUUUUCUGUCUUUGAACUAUAAUUGUGAUUUUAAAAGAAAUUGUCUUUGUGUACAGUCGCUCCCCAUUUACCAAAAAUAAGUUCUGGAAACUUUAGCCAAAUUUUUAUGAAAGAUAUCUAGCCUGGAGUUUGAAUACUCGUCAGUGGCAGGGUCCCUGUGGUGUGUUGGGCUCUGUUCAGGGCUAGUCCCUGAUGUAUGCAGGUGCUUUCUUCUAACACCUGUCACAGAGGGUCCCUGGAUGAUACGGUUGGUGUUGUUCUCUCUCUGAGGAUGUCCCUGGGUGAUCCCGUUUUUCUUGUGCUAGUUCCUAUUUAUGAACGCUUCCCGAGUAACCCAUGGUGAUGUUGGUCUUUAUUCUGGAGUGAUUGCUCCAAGGUUUGUGUUGGUUUCUGUUCAUGGAUGGUCUCUGACGCUCCCCAUUCAAGGAUGCUUCCCGAGGAUCCAUCUUGGUGUUGGCCCUGUGUGCUUGGAUGGUCCUUCGGUUUACAAGUGGAGACACAAAAGACCGCGGAUGCUGGAAUCUGAUGCUAAAAAAAAAAAAUAUUGGAGGAACCAGUGGGUCAGGCAGCAUCUGUGAAGGGAAGUGGACAGACAAUGUUUCAGGUCGGGACCCUUGUGUCUAUUUCCUUGUAUAGGUCCUGCCUACCCCGCUGAGUUCCUACAAAACUUUGGUUUGUUUGCUGGUUUACGAGUGAGCACCUUUUCCCCCGGCCAUCCCAUGGGCCUCUGUCACACACCUUCAGUCGAUGGAACCUUGGACAUAUCCAGUAUUAGAAGAAAACCAUCUCCUUCAACUCCCACCCGUAUUCUUCAUCCCACCCUCUCUAAAUCCCCAGAGACAAAUCCAGGAUAGCAACCAGUCACUGGGUGUCCGUUUAUUUAGUGUUUCUUCUUUAAACCUUGUGGGGAAACAUCUGAGUCUUUUUUUUUUAAUAAUGGAGGCAGAUUUUGCUUUAAUUUUUAUUAGGAGGAAAUAGGGUUUAAACAUAUUUAAUUCCCUCUCUUUAGAGUCUUGUCCACCAUAAAUGUGGAGACUGUAAAUGAGGGCUGAACCUGCCAACGCACCCCCAAUCCCACACCCUCCCGGUUGGCUUGGUGAAGGUGCCGUCCUCCUGCUUGUAGGAACCUGACCUGGGCUUCACAGUGCGAGCACUCUGGUCUCUGGGCCGUUUCACCCUGCCUGUUCUUCCAACACACUGCCACAGCUCGAGUCAGGACUCUUCCUAAACACAGACCGUUGCCUGUGGCGGGACGGCCCCUGAUGAGCACAAAGUUAUCUCAAGCUAUCUUUGAUGUAAUCAAUGUGUUGCUUUUAAAGAAUCGAUUUUUUUAAAUGCAGGUGCUGCUGUCAGUCACAGGUUUCACUGUAACAGGUUCAUGUAACAUUUUGGGUGUGCAUACAAAAAUUACUGCAGAAACCAAGGAAUAAAGUUGUUUUGUAACAA